AGCUAAUUACCUCUCGGUCUCAUAGUCUAACACACGGUUUAUAUUAUUAUUGGUCUAAUUUACACAAUUCUUUCUCAAGUUCAUGUAUAAAUCACUAAAUCAAUUGAAAGGUGAUCAAGCUCUCAAUGCAUUAAGUUCAAUAAUAUAAACUCGUCAUGCAAAUAACCAAUAAAUCUUGAAUUAAACUAGCAAAAACAGUCACAUACUUCAAAAAUUAAAAUCCACCCAUCCCUAGUUCAAAGAAACCUAGCCACACAUGUUUAUGUUCUCAACAGCCAUGAAAAAUAAAUCCCAACAGAAAAUCAUAAUAAAAAGAAAUCAGAAACAACAAAACCCAAACGGAGAAUUGCAGUUUGCCGAAUGAUGUGCUGUGGUCGGGAUCUCCCAAGAAGGCUGGGCGGUAGUGUGGCUGGGCAGAGAAGAGCAAGGCUGGGCGGUGAAGAGCAAGGCUGGGCGGCGGAGAUUUCUCUUCUGUUGCUAGUGAACAACAGAGGCGGGUGCUGGGAUUUUGGGGGGCUGGGUGCUCUUGACCUUGCGCAGCCUUCUUGGGAGAUCCCUAACAAGUGUACUAGUCGCUCCAAGUAAUAUAAUGAUGAGAAGAGUGUCGAACCCACGAGGAUUGUGUCUAACUAAGUACCAAAAUAAUUAAUCUAAAUUUAUUUG
Molecule: messenger RNA, 663 nt
Organism: Rubroshorea leprosula
Lineage: Eukaryota; Viridiplantae; Streptophyta; Magnoliopsida; Malvales; Dipterocarpaceae
Source: the annotation of a GenBank genome assembly